Gavialis gangeticus (Gharial) is the source of this 870-nucleotide messenger RNA. RefSeq names its product SMAD family member 6 (gene SMAD6). The transcript has 4 exons. Gene Ontology annotation, cellular component: heteromeric SMAD protein complex. Gene Ontology annotation, molecular function: I-SMAD binding; transcription regulator inhibitor activity. NCBI's taxonomy places the organism in Eukaryota, Metazoa, Chordata, Crocodylia, Gavialidae. The record is from RefSeq and is a predicted model, not a curated record. Gene Ontology annotation, biological process: transforming growth factor beta receptor signaling pathway; cell differentiation; regulation of transcription by RNA polymerase II. The annotation marks the transcript as partial.
GUGCUGGCGGCCCGCGCCGACCCGCGCCUGCCCCCGCACCUGCUGCUGGGCCGCCUCUUCCGCUGGCCCGACCUGCAGCACCCCGCCGAGCUCAAGCCGCUCUGCCACUGCCUCAGCUUCGGCCGGCCCGACGGGCCCAGCGUCUGCUGCAACCCCUACCACCUCAGCCGCCUGUGCGGGCCAGAGUCUCCUCCACCUCCUUAUUCUCGGCUGUCUCCUAAUGAUGAGCAAAAGCCACUGGAUCUAUCAGAUUCCACGUUGUCUUACACUGAAACAGAGGCCACUAACUCGCCAAACAUCACGCCUGGAGACUUCUCAGAUGCCAGUAUGUCACCCGACGCCAUGAAGCGGAGUCACUGGUGUAAUGUCGCCUACUGGGAGCACCGGACUCGUGUUGGACGCCUCUACACAGUGUAUGAACAGUCCGUCAGUAUAUUUUAUGACCUACCUCAAGGAAAUGGCUUCUGCCUCGGACAGCUAAACCUGGAAAACAGGAGCGAGACUGUUAGAAGGACUCGAAGUAAAAUCGGCUACGGGAUUUUACUUAGCAAAGAGCCGGAUGGCGUGUGGGCCUACAAUCGCAGUGAGCACCCUAUCUUCGUCAACUCCCCAACACUGGACAUUCCCCAUUGUCGGACUUUGAUAGUGCGCAAGGUGAUGCCUGGCUAUUCGAUAAAGGUGUUCGACUACGAGAAGUCUUGCCUCUUACAACACGCCACGGACCUGGAUUAUGCAGAUGGGCCCUAUGACCCAAACAGCGUUCGGAUCAGCUUUGCAAAAGGCUGGGGGCCAUGUUACUCGAGACAGUUUAUCACGUCAUGUCCUUGCUGGUUGGAGAUACUACUCAGCAAUAACCGAUAACCAUUGGCC